Molecule: messenger RNA, 1323 nt
Organism: Solenopsis invicta (red fire ant)
Lineage: Eukaryota; Metazoa; Arthropoda; Insecta; Hymenoptera; Formicidae
Product: kielin/chordin-like protein
Exons: 7
Coding region: 77-1060 (327 amino acids)
Source: RefSeq, a predicted model, not a curated record
UACCGCAGACUGGCUACUGAUCGAGUAUAAAUGACACUACGCGGUAGCAAAUCGAGCAAGUUUUCACAUUGCGAACAUGACAUGUGGCUGUCGUUCUCUUAUUCAAAUAUGCGCUUAUUUGGCGUUCAUCACGAUCGCAGUCGCGGUUGAUCAAGAGGAAUGCGAUAAAACAAAAUGUCCGGGUCCAUUGGCAUAUUACAAGGAUCUUAAUUGUAUUCCGGUAUAUAAAAAAGAAGGUGAUUGCUGCCCCACAAAAUACAACUGUGAUCAUCUGAAAGAUAAGUCACCUACCAAAUGUUACAUCAACCAUAAUACGUACGAGAUCGGAGAGGAGCUUAAAGGUGGGGAUGCACAUCCCUGUGUUCAUUGUAUGUGCGUCGAAGGACGGGACGGAAUCGCCAAGUUUAUUUGCGCAGAAGUUGAUUGUUUCAAUGGGCCAACGCAACCUGGCUGCUAUAGAAAGAAUUCUCCAUUACGAUGCUGUCCAGGAGAGGAAGUUUGUCCUGAAAAUCUUGAAGAUAGAGCUAUCUGUAAUGUAGACGGAAAGCAAUAUAGAGAUGGAGAAUAUUUUACUGUUGAAAGUGAACCGGAUUUAACCUGUGUAUGCCAACCGGGUUACGAAGGGAACAACGUCAAACCUUUCUGUGCAAAGUUGAAACAUCCAUUCUGUAGACCGCAUUCCAACAAUGUACGCGUCUAUGUUAAUAAUUGUAUUCCGGUUUAUGAGUCGGAUGAAUCGCCGCAAACUAGUUGCAGAUUUUUUGCCAGAUGUCAAAAUGACAACGACACUGUUAUUCACAACGUGCAGGACAAUUCGAAGUCUGCCGAGAAAAAUUCCAAUGACGAGGACGUUUGUUAUUUUGGUAAUAUGACUAUGCAUCGCGGUGACGAGUUAAACCAAGAUACAGAUUAUAGUUCUGUAUGCGUUAAAUGCAUUUGCGAAGUACCUCCGGUGCCCACUUGUCAGCGUUUACCGAAUGAAGAAUGCGAUGUCAUAAAGCGUACGGUCUCUUCAUCGUCGGGUAGUAGUAACCUGUGUCAAGGCAGAACAUGCAAAUAGUUCGUAAAUAUAAGAACUUUUUUACUCGUGUAUAUUUGAUACUAUUGGCAUUUCUUCUGUUGAUUAGAAUAAAUGUUUUUACAUAUUGCGCGUUAAAAAGUGUCGAUUAAAAAUUCCAACUGUCGUAUGAAAAUUAUGAUUAUAGAUAAUAUUAAAGAGUUAAAAUCAUUUAAUCAUUAAAUAAAACCAAAAAAGCAACUAUUUGUAAAGUAAAUCAUACUUCUUGAUCAUUAAUAGAUUAAUAAAUUUUUUUAAAAGCUUUA